Molecule: messenger RNA, 5175 nt
Organism: Entelurus aequoreus (snake pipefish)
Lineage: Eukaryota; Metazoa; Chordata; Actinopteri; Syngnathiformes; Syngnathidae
Product: nuclear pore complex protein Nup155-like
Biological process (GO): protein import into nucleus; protein localization to nuclear inner membrane; RNA export from nucleus
Cellular component (GO): nuclear pore; nuclear pore inner ring
Molecular function (GO): structural constituent of nuclear pore; protein binding
Source: RefSeq, a predicted model, not a curated record
UGUAGUCACCGGAAGUAAAACCUUCGACCUCAGUAGUCGUUCAUGAGGUUGGCGGGCUGCUGAAUCAGUCCAAUAAAUUGUUUAUUUAUUAUUUACACUUUUCUCAACUGUAAAGAACUGUUUUUUUUUAGGAAUAAGUCACGACUAAGCGGAUUCUCUCCACUCGGCCUCGCCAUGCCGUCCACCGCCGGACCCAGCAGCCCCUCAGCUGCUCUUGCCGAGGCGCUGGAAAGUUCUGCCCGGCUCAUCGACAGACACUUGCAGGAUGAUCGGUGCUUCCCUGACCUGUCAGAGCUGCUCAGCGUCCCCUCACACAACAUACCAUCCCUCUCUGGAGUGUCAGACAUGGACUAUCCCCUCCAGGGACCGGGUAUGCUCAGCGUGCCCAACCUCCCAGAGCUCAGUGCAGUGCGUCGAGUCCCGCUACCUCCAGAGCUGGUGGAGCAAUUCAGCCAUAUGCAGUUCAACUGCAUGAUGGGAGUCUUUCCUGAGAUUUCACGAGCGUGGCUCACGAUUGACAAUGACAUUUUCAUGUGGAAUUAUGAAGACGGAGGAGACGUAGCCUAUUUCGAUGGGCUGAUUGAAACCAUUUUGGCUGUUGGUCUAGUCAAACCAAAACAAGGGAUUUUACAGCCUCAUAUCCACUACCUGCUUGUAUUGGCCACAUCUGUGGAUGUCGUCAUCCUGGGGCUAAGCUUCCCUAAGGGACAAGCUGGAUUGAACGACAGCAUGUCAGGCGGCAUGCAGCUGCUCCCCGACCCCCUCUUCUCCAUCCCCACCGACAACACCUACAUCUUGUCCGUCACCUCCACCAACCUGGGCCGCAUCUUCAUGGCAGGGAAAGACGGCUGCCUGUACGAGAUCGCCUACCAGGCCGAGGCGGGCUGGCUUAGUCAACGCUGCCGGAAAAUCAACCACUCAAAGAGCUCGCUAUCUUUCCUCAUCCCUUCUGUGCUCCAGUUCUCCUUCUCAGAGGACGAUCCAAUUGUGCAGAUUGCUGUAGACAACUCCCGCAACACACUUUUUACACGCUCUGAGAAAGGGGUGUUGCAGGUGUAUGACCUGGGUGCUGAUGGACAGUGUAUGAGUCGCGUGGCCACCAUGUCCCAAAACAACAUUGUUGCCGCAGCUGGAUACAUCGCCAGGACGAUUGAUCGCUCGGUCUUCAAGCCUAUUGUCCAGAUCUCCGUGAUCAGCAAAUCCGAGUCCUCAGACUGCCACCUGCUGGCUGUGACACACGCAGGUGUGCGUCUCUACUUCAGCACGACACAUUUCGCACCACCACAUCAAAAGCACACACCAGUUCGACCGUCCCUGCUGGCUUUGGUUCACGUCCGCCUCCCACCGGGGUUCUCUGCGUCCUCCACCUUGCAGAAACCGAACAAGGUCCACAAAGCUCUGCACAGUAAAGGUAUUUUGUUGAUGGCGGCUUCUGAAACCGAGGACAACGACCUUUUGUGGUGCAUCAACCAUGAUUCUUUCCCCUUCAAAAAACCAUUGAUGGAGACUCAGAUGAUGUCUAAUAUAGACGGACACACAUGGGCUAUCUGUGCAAUCGACGAGGCAAGACAACCCAAGAGUUGGACCCCACUGAACAAGGAUCUGAUCCCCGUCACUGAUUCACCCGUCGUGGUGCAGCAGCACAACAUUCCACCGCAGAAAUUUGUCCUCCUUUCUGCAAAGGGGAGUCACAUCUUCCAAAAGCUGCGCCCGGUGGAUCAGCUCCGUCACCUGCUGGUGAGCUGCGCUGGAGGCGAGAGCGAGGAGAUUGAGCGCUUCUUCAAGCUGCACAGGGAGGAGCAGGCCUGCGCCACAGCUUUGAUUCUGGCUUGUUCCAACGCCGCUUGCGACAGAGAGGUCUCACAGUGGGCUACCAGAGCCUUCUUCAGAUAUGGAGGAGAAGCACAGAUGAGAUUUCAAUCAGCGAUGUCACCACCUAGCACUGUCGGACCCAUGAUGAGCUCUCCAGCACCUGGCAAGUCUUGUUUAAAUGUGCGUUGUCAGAAUUCUUUCCAUAGUUUUUUCUGAUUCUGCAUUAUCCUACCAGGCAUUUUCCCCCCACCGCUGGCCACACCUUUUGCACCAAUGCAUCUUGGGGCAGCCCCCAUCACUCCCAUGUCUGUUGGUCCAGAGGUGAUUUUCUCCGGGAAGCAAAAUGGCAUCUGCGUCUACUUUUCCCGCGUUCUAGGCAACAUUUGGGAUGGGAGUCUUGCUGUGGAGAAGACGAUGAGCAAAGGAAGUCAGACUGUCAGUAUUUUGGAAAGCAGCGUUCCUUCGUUUCACCUGGAGUCGGUCCUCAUGGAGCUCUACGGUCUGAAGGACUUUCUGGACAAAAAUUCUCAGUUCAGUCCAUCCUCUCUUGGUGUUGCAAGCUUCAGUUCCCCAGGCAACCUGCAGCAAAGGCUGCUGGGGUUCAUGCGGCCAGAUGGUGCCAACUCUCAGCAGGAUCUCCAGAGGAAGUAUCACACCACAGCUCAGGUUUAUGAAAAAGUGUCCCUGCAGAGCAUCCAGCAGUUGGUGCAUCGCACCUACCAAACUUUGGCUCUUUGGAAGCUACUAUGCGAUCACCAGUUUACCCUCAUAAUGGCAGAACUCCCAAAGGAGUUUCAAGAGCAGAUGAUGGGAGCCAGUUUCAAGGACGUGGUGAUCCGGGGAAAGGAGCUGUCUGGGGCGCUCAUCACAGCGCUCAUUAACGUCUACAUCAAAGAUAACGCCUCGGUGGAUGCUAUCAGCAAUCACCUGCGGGACAUCUGCCCGCUGCUGUACAGCACUGACGACAGCGUCUGCUCCAAGGCGAAUGAGUUGCUGCAAGGCUCCAAGCAGAUCCAGAAUAGAAUAGAUAAGGAGAGAACACUAAGAGAGUCACUACGUCUCUACCAGCAGAUCAGCCAACACACUGACCUGCCACUGGUUUGCUCCCAGUAUAGACAAGUGCGUUUCUACGAGGGAGUCCUGGAGCUGUGCCUAACAGCCGCCGACAAGAAGGACCCACAGAGGCUGGGCCCCCACUUUUACAAGAACGGAGAGCCUGAAGAGGACCACACAGGACAGCAGGCCUUCCAGGAAAGACUUUCCUGUUAUAAGUGCAUCACAGACACCAUGCAGGAGCUGGUGAACCAAAGCAAAGCCGCCCCUCAGUCGCCCAGCGUCCCAAAGCAGCCAGGCCCUCCUGUCAUGACUUCUGACCCCAAUAUGCUGAGUAACGAAGAAGCCACAGCCCAUUUUGAGCAGAUCCUCGGUUUGGCCCAGAGGUCCCAAGACGAGCUGUUUCACAUCGCUCUGUACAACUGGCUCAUCCAGGCCGAUCUGGCGGACAAGCUUUUAGAGGUGAACUCGCCAUACCUGGAAGAACACCUCAUGCACAUGAUCAAACAGGACCAGAGCAAAGUACACAACAUGGACCUCCUGUGGCGCUACUACGAGAAGAACCGCAACUUCGGCAAGGCCGCUCAUGUCCUGGCCCGCCUCGCUGACAUGCACAGCACAGAGAUCUCUCUUAAGCAGCGUCUGGAGUACUUGGCUCGAGCCAUCCUGUCUGCAAAGAGUUCCUCUUGCAUCUCUGCACUGGCGGCAGACGGCGAGUUCCUCCACGAACUGGAGGAAAAGAUGGAGCUGGUUCGUAUCCAAGUACAGAUUCAAGAGACCUUGAUCCGACAGUACUCCAAUCAUCCUUCAGUGAAAACCGCCAUCUCUCAGUUGGAUUCGGAUCUCAUGGACAUCACCAAGCUCUACGGGGAAUACGCCGACCAUUUCAAACUGUCCGAGUGCAAGCUGGCCAUCAUUCACUGCGCGGGACACUCCGAUCCAAUCCUCGUGCACUCGCUCUGGCAGGAAAUCAUAGAGAAAGAACUGGCAGACACGGUGGCCAUGAGUCCAGUCGACAGGAUGAGAUCCGUCAGUUUGAAGCUGGUGUCGCUGGGGAGGAUUUACGCGGGCACACCAAGAUAUUUUCCACUGGAAUUCCUGGUGAAGUAUCUGGAGCAGGAGGUGUGCCGCCUCAACUGGGACGUGGGCUUCGUUACCUCCACAAUGCAGGAGAUUGGGAUGCAGUUGCCACGUCUUCUGGAGGUCUACGACCAGCUUUUCAAAACACGGGACCCCUACUGGCAGCGUUAAAAACCUCUGCACCUGGUGGAGUGUAUCCACGUGCUUCUGUCCGGAUAUGUCAAUGACCCCAGCAGAGUGCAAACAUAUGACAGACGUCGCUUCACCAACGUCUGCCUGGACAACAUCUGCGGAUACCUGGUGGAGUUGCAGUCUCUCAGCCCCAACGCUGCCCUUCAGCAGACCAUCGGCAACUUCAAGUCUCUGCAAGCCAAACUGGAGAAACUUCACUGAUGGCACCCAAUCAUCACGAGGACCUCCAACCUCUGUUGCCUUAACUGUCGGUGGUAAAUCUGUCAUGAAGAAUAUACAGGCUGAGUUCCCUGGAGUCACGGUAGGGUGAGUUUUCAGGGUUCAGAGUCGUGGUACAUAUGCAUUAUCUGUCAGAGUCAACAUUAUGUCUUCAAUGAACUUUGCUUGUUUGGUUUUCAAUCUGCAGUAAAGAGCCCCAGUGUGGCUUGCUGUGUGAUCUUAGUGCCAGGAUAUUGCCAUCAGUACAGACGAGGCAGGUUUUAUAACUUAUUUAAUGCUGCGUUAUGUCCUCAAAUACAACUUGGAGUGUAAAUAGCCUCGCCAGACUCAUUUAAACGACAAAUACGACUUUUUGUACUGACAGUGUACAUAAAAAUCCCUUGGCAACAGUGUUUGUUUGUUGCAAACCAAACUGGUUUGUUCCAUUUUUUUGUACAUAAAAUGUGGUCGCUCCUUCAUUUGUUGAAACAAUAAUCCCCCCUUUUUUGAUAUUUGAUAUUUUUUUAACAUGCUGCUGCUCUUCACAAGGCCCGACUGUCAUAUUUGCUUUUGUAGGAACCCCUUUUAAAUGAAAAAAAAAGCCUCACUUUUUGUCCUGCCCAACCGUGUGGGAGAGAACAGCCUUAAAAUGGCUGCAUUGUUCAUAAUGCGACUCUGCAGAGGGACUGUAAUUGGGUUUAAUUGAAAUGACACUCCGGUUUCCUAUGCAGUCAUCACAACAGAGCAGUUCAUUGUUUUUCCUAAUUAGCCGUUCGCUCGGGUAUGCUCGCAAUCAUGAUGUGAUUUUAGCCUCAUGGAAAUAAAGCAGUUUGGACUUGU